Molecule: messenger RNA, 783 nt
Organism: Arabis nemorensis
Lineage: Eukaryota; Viridiplantae; Streptophyta; Magnoliopsida; Brassicales; Brassicaceae
Source: the annotation of a GenBank genome assembly
AUGAAAUCUCUUUGCUCGAUUUCUAGAGCUCCACCGAUUCGCCGUUCGUCUCCGUUUCUUUCUCUUUCUCGAGCAAGUUUGAAUCGGUUUACCCUCAAGAUUCCACCUUCACUCUACUUAUCCCUUCCAAAGAGAUGCAGUUUCUCAAAGCCCUCGAGUUCUCAGGAUUUAUUGGAUUCCCAUGGUGGAAUCAUGUCUAAUGCAUCGAUCAGUGUUCUAGAAGAUGAAUCGAUUGACAAUUUCAAAGUACAAGUAGGCAACCCUAAUUCUCCGCAUUCAAUCCUUCGAUUACCCAAGCUGUGUUUAAGCGAUCAAGCAUUUCUUCUCUUGGCCUUCAUCGCUUGCACGACAUCAGUGGCAUUUACAAGUCUUGUGAUUGCAGCAGUUCCCACACUUGUGGCCAUGGGUAGAGCUGCAACUUCCUUUGCAAAGUUAGCUGACACAGCUCGCGAAGAACUCCCUACUACCUUGGCAGCCAUAAGGCUAUCCGGCAUGGAAAUAAGUGAUCUUACACUCGAAUUGAGCGAGUUAAGCCAAGAUAUAACUGAUGGGGUAAACAAAUCAGCUAAAGCGGUUAAAGCUGCUGAAGCUGGAAUCCGACAGAUCGGAACACGUGCACAACAACAAACUCUCUCAAUGAUUGAAGAGAGAGCAAGCUUAUCAGAAAUAUCGCUGCAACCUGUCGUGGCUAAUGCGGCCGAGAAGACUUCUCACGCUAUAGGCAAAGCAACCAAGACACUAAUGAACAUUAUAACCGGAGGAGACAAGGAUGAAGAUUCAUAA